Mya arenaria is the source of this 3587-nucleotide messenger RNA. Its product is annotated as receptor-type tyrosine-protein phosphatase alpha-like. The record is from RefSeq and is a predicted model, not a curated record. NCBI's taxonomy places the organism in Eukaryota, Metazoa, Mollusca, Bivalvia, Myida, Myidae. Gene Ontology annotation, molecular function: protein tyrosine phosphatase activity. The transcript is spliced from 20 exons. The coding region runs from base 44 to 3088 and encodes 1014 amino acids. Gene Ontology annotation, biological process: protein dephosphorylation.
UGGAUGUGAUUCAUGUAAAUCAGGUUUUGCUGGUACCUUUUGCAUGGAAUGUGUAGCUGGAUAUUAUGGAGCAAACUGCAACAUAAGUUGUUCUAGCGGAUGCAGAGGUGACAGUUGUAUGAAAAAUGGAGUAUGCAUUGAAUGCAUAACUGGAUAUUAUGGCGAACAAUGCAAAGACAUGUGUUCUAAGGGUUGUAGUGGUGAAGUUUGUUAUAGAAAUGGGACAUGUGCUUGUACGGAUAAUUUUAGAGGUACAUAUUGUGACGAAUGUGUUGUAGGGAAAUAUGGCGAAAAUUGUCAAAAUGAAUGCAGUUUUGGUUGUUCUAUAUUGUCUUGCGGCAAAGAAGACGGAUCAUGCCUUGAUGGAUGUAAAGAUGGACUCUAUGGCAUCAAUUGUUCUCAGAAAUGUACUGAUAUUGACAGUAAGUGUUUGAAAUGUAGCCAGCUUGGUGGGACGUGUUUGAUGUGUAACAAAGGAUUUUACCGGAAUGAAACAGGAACUUGCACCACUUGCAAUAGUAACUGUAAUAAUGGAGAGUGUAAUCCUGAAACAGGCAAAUGUAUAAAUGGCUGUGCAGAACGCUUUUGGGGAGACAAGUGUGACUUCAAUUGUAGUUCAAAGUGUGAAACGUGUCAGCAAGAUUCAGGAAUUUGUUAUUCGUGUACAGAUUUUACUGUUCAUGGACUGUAUUGUAAUACAUCAUGCAGCAGUCUGUGCUUUGAACGCAAAUGCGAACUAAAGACUGGCUUUUGUUCCCUUGGUUGCUCGGGAGACUUCUUCGGACAUCUAUGUAACACCAAAUGCCCUGAAAAUUGUCUUCGAAGUGGUGCAGAAAUGAGCUGUGAUAAUAAUGGUCGCUGUAACAAUGGUUGCAUCGAUGGUUUUGAAGAAACUGACUGUACAGUAGCAGCGCUGCCAGUGGGCCCGCCAGUAGGUGCUAUUGUGGGGGGUCUAAUUGGCUGUCUUGUAGUCAUCAUUGGUGUUGUUGUUGCAAUACUCUUCUUUCGACGAAGAUCUAUUCGCCUACCUUUCUCGGAUAAAAGCAAUAGAAAUAGUCAUACAAUAAUCCAAGCUAACAUUACGGACGAAAAUGAAUUACCACUAGCAAAUGAACGGACAUAUUACAACGAAGGACAGAUCAUGAGAGAAUCUAAAAAAACAAACCAAACUGGUACCCGGCCGCUAGCAAGAAUGCCAGUUUCCGUCAAGCAGCAUGAAUCUGCACGUGUGGUAACUGCAUCCGAAAACGAGAUUGACCUGGAGAUAGAUGACGAAAAAAAUACGGGUCUUGACAAGUCUUCCAAAGACAAUCAGACGUACUAUAAUGAACUUGGCUCAUCAACUAAGAAGUCAAAGAUACCCAUUGAUCAACUCGUCAAGUAUGUGGAUGGAAAGAGUCCUGAGGCGUAUAGUGAAGAAUUUGAGAACUUUUCUCGCGGUCUAGUGAAGCCAUAUGUGGAAUCUCAGAAGAAGGAGAACAUGAGUAAGAAUCGAUACAAAGGCAUUUAUCCAUAUGAUGACUCGAGGGUAAAGGUUAGAGGUAGUGGCAGUUCCGACUACAUAAACGCAAGCUUUAUUAAUGGUUAUAAAAAGCCGAAGCAGUAUAUCGCCACAUUAGGUCCGAUGUCCAAUCAAUUAGGGGAUUUUAGCUUAUUUUGGAGAAUGAUUUGGCAACAGAGGGUUGAGAAGAUUGUUAUGGUUACCAACAUGGUUGAGCACAGUUCUCCUAAAUGCGAGCAGUACUGGCCGAACCCUGGCACAACUAAGAAGUAUGGUGAUAUAAUGGUGGAGAACCGCUCGGAGGAUGAGUUUGCCGAGUUUACUAGAAGGACGUUCACAGUGACCCUGGGUACCGAAGCAAGGACGUUGCACCAUUUGCACUUCACGUGUUGGCCUGACAAAGCGAUACCCGACGAUGUUACUGCGAUGAUAGAGUUCCGACAACGGGUUCUCAGUACUCAGAGUCCACUAAAUGGACCUACGGUUGUGCAUUGCAGCGCUGGCGUCGGACGAACAGGCACAUAUAUUGCCUUGGACAUCUUGACAAAAGAAGGUGAGGCUGAAGGAGCCAUUGACAUUGCGGGAUGUGUCACCAAAAUGCGCAAGAAUAGGCCAAAUAUGGUUCAGACAUUGGGGCAGUAUCAGUUUCUACACACCGCCGCGGUUUAUUCACUUACUUUCGACAGCAAACAAAUCAGGGGAGAGAACUUCAACCAGUACAUGAACAAAGUCACUACACAAGAACUGAACAGUCUGUUUACGCAACUGCAGCACACGGUCGAGAAACGAUCAAAAGAUGAAGCAGAAGCGGUUGAACGAAAUAAACAGCACCUGAAUAAAAACAGAGCAAAUGCUGAUAUCCCGGGAAACGAAAACAGACCCCGACUUCAUCUGAAUUUAAAACCAGGAGCUUCAGACUAUAUCAAUGCUGUUUAUAUUCAUAGCUUCAGAAUCAAAAAACGUUACCUGGUAGCGCAGACUCCACUUUCAGAGACAAUCAUUGACUUUUUGACGCUUGUUGUCCAAGAGAGCUGUUCGUGUAUCGUCAGUUUCGAAGCUAAUAUGGACAAACAAAAGAAUAUUGGAAUGUAUUACCCUGCGGCAAACCAAGACAUUUUAAAGAAGGGAACGUUUCAAGUCAGCAGCUCAAGGGAGGAAAAUAGAACAUUCUACACAGAACGAACAUUGACAAUACAGCACAAAGAGGCAGGAAAUAGCACAGAUCGAUCCAUUCAACAUCUUCAAUAUACUGACUGGGAUGAGAUGAAGAAUAUUCCAAGAUCAACAACAAACUUUCUGUCAUUUCUGAACGUGAUAGAGAAAGUCGUGAAACAGCAAGAUGACGGACCGAUUCUGGUCCAUUGUUUUGAUGGUGCGGGCAAAAGCGGCCUGUUCUGCGUGGUGUCGUUGCUUCUCACCAAAAUGGCCGUGGAACAUGAAGUCAGUGUACUCAACGCUGUAAGGAAAAUAAAAACCACACGGCGGCUAGCGAUCCCCAAUCAGGAACAAUUUGUGUUCUGUCAUGGCUGCGUAUCGGAGUAUCUUCGUUCGUUCGAAGUGUACGCAAACUUUCAUGAAGAAACUUGAAAAUUUUAACUUGUUGUCCAGACGGCUGAUGAAUGUAAAACUGGUGAUAAAUUUGAAUACAAACAAUGCAUAUAAGUAUGUUGUGCAUACAAAAAUACAAGUAUCUACUAAAUAACUAAUAUGCAAUUAUUUGCAAGAUAUCAAAUGUGAAUAAAACUGUAUUUAAUCCAAUAUUGUACAUGUAUUAAUGAAAUCGGAAUGGAUUUUUUUAUCAACAAUUUUUAUUAUCUAACGUUUAAAACAGCCUGUAUGUAGGUGUAUAAGGUUUAUCUUUGUAAGUGUGUUAUUAUAUAAACAAAAUAUGAGCAGUAAAAUGUGGACAUUUACAUAACAUAUAGCUGAAAUGCAAUUGUUGCUAGCUGUCAUCAACAUAAACCUUCUAUUAAUUAUGUGUCUAUAUACAUAUUGUGACAUAUAAUUAACGGUAAAUAUUUAAUACAAAUAUGUCAUAACAAAUUGGUAUAAUUUAGAUAUAUCCUUGCAUAGUUCAUGAACAUGU